Messenger RNA from Peronospora matthiolae, 873 nucleotides. The record is from the annotation of a GenBank genome assembly. Lineage: Eukaryota; Oomycota; Peronosporomycetes; Peronosporales; Peronosporaceae.
AUGGCUUCGUCUUCUUCUUCUUCGUUCGUGGCCUCUGUUCAUGCAGUAGAAGAAGCCUUUUUACGUAAAGAAUGGACACUAGCACUCAAGGAUAGUCGUCGGCUCCUUGUUGCGCGAAUUGCGCAGCGCCGACAAGCGUCCCGGGAGAUACCGGUAAUGACGGCGGAAGAAGAACGAGUGCUGUCCGUGUAUCUCCAGCUGCUCUUUGAACAGAAUUUGGACGAUGAAGUGGAUACGGCAGCAAGUGUGAUGGAAUCUUUUGCACCUCUGGAAAGCAGAGUCUCGAUUCAAUGGAUUAAGUUCCUGCUGGCGAUGGACCGUCGACUGAUGGCCAAGCAGGCGCUACGAGACUUCAUGAAGUCUUCAACUGUAGUCGAGAGAAUCGGUUUUUGUAACGAAGAAUACGCCACAGCUGCUGAGAUCAUGGUCUUGCAGUUAGUAUUGCCUGAUGAAGGAGUUGAAGCUGCACAACAGUUCGUGCAGGAUCAGAUUGAGCUGGACGAAGAGACAAAGUUGCAACUACUUGGCCGCAUUCAGUUGGCAUACUUGGCGGCUCAGAAUGCCAACAAGAAGGCUAUGCAGUCUUCAUCACAGGUGCUACCGACAGCGAGAGAGAUGAACGGUGAGCUGAUGGCGACUGAUGCGGCAUAUCCGUUUCUGUCGCCCGCAUCUACUCGCACGCAACGGACUGCUAUCAAGAACGAUGACGACAUUAGUUGGUACGUAGUGAUGGGCGGUACAGCCAUCGCGCUAGCUGUCGUAGCAGUGGGUGUAUUGCGGUACCGCGAGAAAAUACGUGAGUGUCUUCUCGACGCUGCACCAGCCAUAAAAAAGGGCGUUGCAGAUUCAAAGGGUGCGCUGUUUGACGCGUAA